AUGUAUUCACCUUCUCUUCACCUUUCCGUGCGUGAACCCUUCUACAAACAACACGACUACUUGACCACCAACACCACAAUCACUCUCCCCGUGCCACCAGCGAACGAAGCAACUAUGUCAGGCAGCGUCGACCGUCCUAACAAGCCAUCGGCCAUCUCGCCUUCCACCACCGGCCCUCAGCCAAGCGUCCACAGCGACAAGGGCAAAGUCAUAGCCACGCUCCCAACCGGUGACUCCGUCGAAGUUCUGCUGUACGGCGCGACCGUCACCAGCUGGAAGAGCAAUGGCAAGGAGAGACUCUGGCUCAGCACUGCUGCUAAGCUCGAUGGCAGCAAGCCAGUACGAGGUGGCAUUCCAGUCGUCUUCCCCAACUUCGGGCCCCCGCCAAAAGACCACGCAACCUCCUCCCUCCCUCAACACGGCUUCGCCCGCAACACCCAAUGGGACUACCUAGGCAAAUCCUCCUCAGAAUCCGGCCGUCUCGCCAAGGGCGGCGACGACAGCGUCAAGCUCGACUUCGGACUCUCCUCCUCCAACCUCAGCGAAGAAGCACGCAAAGCCUGGCCCCACAAAUUCGGUCUCGUCUACAGCGUAACUCUCGCCAAAGACGGCCUGCAGACUAUGCUCCAAGUCCAGAACAAGGGCGACUCCGCCUUCGAGUUCCAGAUGCUGCUCCAUUCCUACUUCCACACUCCAGAUAUCAGCAAGACGGAGGUAAAGGGGUUGGGUAGCACUACCUAUAUCGACAAGAUGCUCGAUGCCUCGGAGCAGCAGCAGACAGAUCCCUCAGUCCGUAUCACGGGCGAGGUAGAUCGCGUGUACAAGAGCAUUAAGCAGGACACCACAUCCGUUGUCGUGGACGGCCAGUCCCUUCUCGACGUUCAGCGCGACAACCUCAGCGACAGUGUGGUGUGGAACCCAUGGAUUGAGAAGUCGAAGGGUAUGGGCGACUUCGAGCCCAAGGAUGGGUACAAGCAGAUGAUUGCUGUGGAGGUCGGGACCGUUGAUGGGUGGCAGAAGCUUGAGGCCGGUGAGACUUUUGAGGGUGGACAGAUUCUCAAGGCGCAUUGA
This is a messenger RNA of Fulvia fulva, 1071 nucleotides long. Its product is annotated as Glucose-6-phosphate 1-epimerase. Bases 1 to 1071 code for a protein of 356 amino acids. The transcript is spliced from 3 exons. Lineage: Eukaryota; Fungi; Ascomycota; Dothideomycetes; Mycosphaerellales; Mycosphaerellaceae. The record is from RefSeq and is a predicted model, not a curated record. Gene Ontology annotation, molecular function: carbohydrate binding; isomerase activity. Gene Ontology annotation, biological process: carbohydrate metabolic process.